This is a messenger RNA of Dinoponera quadriceps, 9096 nucleotides long. It is a transcript of the gene exd, whose product is annotated as homeobox protein extradenticle. The transcript is spliced from 8 exons. Gene Ontology annotation, molecular function: RNA polymerase II cis-regulatory region sequence-specific DNA binding; DNA-binding transcription factor activity, RNA polymerase II-specific. The coding region runs from base 1763 to 3070 and encodes 435 amino acids. Gene Ontology annotation, biological process: embryonic organ development; animal organ morphogenesis; neuron development. Lineage: Eukaryota; Metazoa; Arthropoda; Insecta; Hymenoptera; Formicidae. Gene Ontology annotation, cellular component: nucleus. The record is from RefSeq and is a predicted model, not a curated record.
GCGCACAAGAGUUUCCGUAAUUUAUAACCGCAUGUAUAAGUUCUUCUCGCUUUAUCGAUACGUUUUCGUGCAAUGCAUCGCGAUCUGCAAUCUCUUUUGCAUCUUCGUCCUGAUCCACUUUUAUUCAAUGACAGUAUCUACGAAGUGAGACGCUGCAUAGUAGAAAGAAAAAAAAAAGUCGGAAGAGAGGGAGUGAGAGGAGAAUGAGCGGAGCGUGCGCUAAGUUCGUAACAGAGGCAACGCUACACACCGCAAGGCCGAACGCCGGGAAUACAACGCACUCGCAAAGCGGCGUUCCUUUCAAGCAAUCACUGGGCGUUAUAUUUGGUAGAACGUUCGAAUGUGGAGGAGGUUAUGAGAUCGCAGGAACGAAUACAUAGAUCAUGCCAUCGUAAAUAAGGUGAAUGCGCAUGCGUGCAACAGCGAGAGGAUCGGAAAAGGUAGGACGCACCACCGGCCGGUGAAGCGAGAGGCAGAUGCAUGGUGACCUCCUGAUUGGCCACGGCGGCUGCUAUGGCCGCCGAUUGGCGCACGCGUACGUCACAGUACUGGCAGGUAUACUACGGACGCGGCGAUCGUACACCCGCAAGCCGCAGCAGCGUUGCAGUCGCUCGAGCGACCGAGAACAGUGAGAAGAGGGACGGAAACGGUCGGUCCGCGCGCGUGCUCGUCGUCGUCGUUGUUGCUGCCUUGUAAGGCGGAGAAAAAAGCUUUGUGUGCAACGUUCGUGUGGCGCGAAUAGCUCGGAUAACAACGCCGAUCUUCCUUAGCCGUAGCAAAUAAAACAUACGCGACGAGAGUGUAUAUACUCAUAUAUAUAUAUACAUAUAAAUAUAUAUAUACACACACACACACACACAUAGUGAAGCAUCGCGACGAGGGGAGCAGUGCGGGCCGGGCGCGACGCCGACCGUCUCGAUACACAACCGCGUAUACGUAAACCCGACAAUCCGUCAAAGUUUAAAGCCGCCGUAGGUGGCAUUUUCAACGAUCUAUAUUGUGUAUACCAGACUUUAGACCGAUAAUUUAGAAGCGUGCGCGAGUGCGUCACGGUGCGUCAGAAGGAGAAGAUAGAAAAAAUCGGUGCGACACGCACGAAGCAGAAAAUCGUGGCACAGACGGUGAGCGCGAGAGCAAGAUCGACAAAGAGGGGGAGAAAGACGGAGAGGGGAAGAAAGGAACGAAACGGAGCGAGUUAAAACGCCGAACGGUACGCAAAAGGCACAAAGGCCAUAGCAGCGACAACGACGACGGCGGUGGUAACGGCAUAACCUCCAAAAGACGUUCGCGCCGCGCGAGGCAGCGGUGCGUGAAGUCACGAGGUAUUCGAAACGGCAGAGAGAAAGAGAGAGGAAGAGAGUAUAUUUUUGCAAGUGUGCAACGCGUGAGUCUCCAUACGUGGUCGGCGAACGUGUUCGCGAGUCGUACACGUGCACCGUCAUCGUCUCGUCCCGUGUGGCACCAUCGACAUUUAUCGGACGGUGCAGCAGGCCGGAGAAGGAACGUAUAGUUGUUUGAUCGAGCUUCCCGACAAGUUUCUCAAGCGACGACACACUGGUAUACGAGUACGCCUAGGUACGCGAGAACGACCGUGCCGUUACAUCGGGCCAUCGCUUUUCGUCGCCACAAACGCAUAGGUAAACACGCAGCAACGGUUAUUACGUGUGCAAACACAUAUAUAGUACACACACACACACAUACACUCCUCAUACGACAAACACGUUGGCCGGUUGCUGAUUACUGUGCGGACUGAGUCCGGUUGAUGGAUGAAACUGGCAGAAUGUUGCAACACGGAGGAUCGGGUGUGGGUCUGAUGGGUGGAAACCAGGGUCAGGCGACCCAGAACACUGCCGGUUACGGCAGCAUGGGUCCGGUGGACGGUACCGCGGCUCAAGGCCCCGACCAAGCGGUCGAGGCCAGGAAACAGGACAUCGGCGAGAUCCUGCAGCAGAUUAUGAACAUCACGGAUCAGAGCCUGGACGAGGCGCAAGCUAGGAAACACACUCUCAACUGCCACAGGAUGAAGCCUGCUCUGUUUUCGGUUCUUUGCGAGAUCAAAGAGAAGACAGUUCUCUCUCUGAGAAACACGCAAGAAGAAGAACCACCAGAUCCUCAACUGAUGCGAUUGGACAACAUGUUGAUUGCGGAGGGGGUUGCCGGACCAGAAAAGGGCGGUGGUGCUGGAGCAGCCGCUUCGGCGUCCGCGGCAGCGGCUGCCGGACCGCCCGGGCAGCCGGACAACGCUAUCGAGCAUUCCGAUUACAGAGCCAAGCUCGCUCAGAUCAGGCAAAUCUAUCAUCAAGAACUUGAAAAGUACGAACAGGCAUGUAACGAGUUCACCACUCACGUAAUGAAUUUGUUGAGGGAACAGAGUCGCACAAGGCCGAUCACGCCAAAAGAAAUCGAGAGGAUGGUGCAAAUCAUACACAAGAAGUUCUCAAGUAUUCAAAUGCAGCUCAAACAGUCCACCUGCGAGGCCGUGAUGAUUCUGAGGAGUCGAUUCCUGGACGCCAGACGCAAGAGAAGGAAUUUCAGCAAACAAGCGUCCGAAAUAUUGAACGAAUACUUCUACUCGCACCUCAGUAAUCCUUAUCCAAGCGAAGAAGCUAAGGAGGAGCUCGCACGAAAAUGUGGUAUUACCGUGAGCCAGGUGUCUAAUUGGUUCGGAAACAAGAGGAUACGCUACAAGAAAAACAUCGGGAAAGCGCAAGAGGAAGCGAAUCUGUACGCCGCUAAAAAGGCAGCUGCAGCUUUUGCAGGAGCAUCGCCGUACAGCAUGGGCGGUGCCAGCCAGGGCACACCGACGCCGAUGAUGUCGCCGGCGCCUCCCGGUGGACCGCAGGACAUGGCUGGAUACGGCAUGGGGAUAAAUGGCAGCGACUAUGGCUCGCAGCCGUACAACGACGGUUCCAUGGGAUACGACCCCAUGCACCAGGGCAAGGCAUUGGCUGGGGGGCCAGGCGCGGCGGGAUGGAUGCAACAGCGCGAGGCGGUGCCCGAAUUUCCGCCCCUCCACGAUUCAGCGGAUUCUGAUUCCGACCGGGAAAACGAAAAGCGACCGCGCGUCUAAGACUGUGGAAAAGAAAGAUUAUAUAUAUAUAUAUAUAUAUACGUAAUAUAUACAUAUAUUUUACUUUUUUCUUUUUUUUCCUAAGUGCGAAGACGAACACAAGCGCAAGAGUUGUGUUAUUCAGAACGGAAUGUUUGUGGAAGAGAAACGUAUAAAGAGUGAGAGUGAGUGGUGAGCGAGCGAGCGAGCGAGCAAGCGAGAGAAACGAUAACCACCGACAUGACACAGCAAGACCACCCGAUACACACAUUAUACUCCUACACAUAAGCACACACAGAGAAAAAAUGCGGUUGGGUGGACAAAAUCAAUUUCGUUCGAACAAUUAUUGUGUCUCCUGAACAAAUUAUACGUGCAACAAUAUGUUGACAUAGUUACUAACUACUAAAUCGCGAUGAUUGUGUGAAUCGAUUGAUAAAUCAUUGCAGCAACUAUAUAAUUUUUUCAAUCUAUCGAUUAUUUGCCCGAACGAGUUUCCUUCGUCCAAGCAGAGUCCCGUUGGCUUCACCGCAUUUAUUUCUCGGUGUAGACGCGAGGAAAACACACAUGUGAGACACGACGCGGUUCAGCCAGUGUUCCUAAAACGGAGCGGCGCUCUCGUUCGUGGGCGAUUCUUAUCAUUCGAUUGUAUCAUAGGGAGGGUAGGUACGAAUAGACGUGCGGAUCGUGUAAGAGCGACGAAACGUCCGUCUCGCGGGAGAUGAGUGGUUCCCGGGGGUAAACUGUCCUGGAGUCGCGCCGCUACUGAAUUCUCCAGCUGUGUUGCUCAUCAUUUAACGAAGUCGUACGUAGGAAAAACUACACCUCGAGCUCUCGUUCGGUCGUGAAAGCGAGAUGAAUCGUCGUCUGUCGCAGGACGAUUGGAUCGGGUGGGCACACUCUACAUCUCCUUCGCCUAUAUUCCCCGUUAUAAAUCCGGUCUUGCCUUAUAACAGAGCGCGGGAAGUCUCGGCCGAGCGAAAAGGAAUGGAAACGCGUUAGGUCGAUUAGACACUCUUCUCUUCGCGACGGAAGUUCUCGUUCGUUUCUCCGUGAGACAAUAGACUCCGUACUCUUCAGGUGGAGGAAUUGCGAACGGGAUAGAUCGGAAUCACAUUCACCCGCCACGAAACGACAUACACACGGUAGGAAGCACGCCGGUACCCGCGCGAGGUCUCGUCUUCCGCCACACUUUCUUCAACUUACACAAACAUGAUACGACUCUUUUCUUGUAUCUUCUUUACGUCUUGUACCAUUUUGAACGUCUUUCCGAGUCUAUUAGCCCUCAUUAUGUGAUGCUGGCGAAUGUCUCUUGAGUUCGGCUCAAAAAUACGUUCUUUUAUUUUCUGAGUUCGGCUUCUUUCGAAAAAGCUCCUUUUGCGACGUUCGCGUGCAACACGGAGUUCAAACUUUUCGGGAAAAGGUGAUGUUCCGACGUUUUACGCUGAUCGUGUAAAAGCGAAGACAGACGGUUUAUAUCUCGUAGAUGUGACAAAACUCGGUGAAAUGAAAAAAAUUAAUCCAAGAGCCGUUUUUACAAACAUGUACCUAAAUGAUACUUUUUUUUCUUUUUUUUUUAUUUACGUAAAUGUACCUUUGAUUGUGUAAACAUGGGGGAAAUUGAGACAAAAUUGUGCGAAUAAAUUUUUAAUCGAACCUACUACCUACUAUGAAAAUAAAAGAAAAGGACUGGCUGUAGAAGUAUGGAAAUGGCCUUUUGCGUGAUCCUUAUUGCGAGAAAAGAAAGCGCGUCUCUAAGUUUGAACCUACCCUGGCGCACUUUUAAUCAUUCGCGUCCCGAUUCCAUCGAGGACAUGCGGACACUGAACAGGCGAUUGCGUUAGAAAAUUGAUGUGCAUGACCUGUGACCGCGAGCGAAUUCGGCAAUCACCAUUAUCAAAUACGCUCUUUCCGUUUCCCCCCUUCUCUCGCCGCUCCUUUUUCUUUGUUGCAUAUGUUUCCAUUCUUCUCCUCUUCCCUCCCGGCACGGAAUCUCGUUAUAAAAUUCGUUCCCUCGACACUCGUUUUCUUUCAGUCUCUCUGUUUGAUUUCACCGUCCGAUAUACACGCUCAUUGCAUCCGACAUACACGCACAUACAGACGGCAUCGAAUCCGAGAUCGGUGGCGACUCGAGAGCCUCCGAUUGACCGCCACUCUCGACAGAGAGACACAACGAAGUAUCGAACUCGAAGCGCGCGGCCGAUCACAAUCGGAUUCGAUCGCCAGCCGAAACACACACGUGAUUGCGCCUGUCUAUCCUUAGUUGGUCGUACGUACGUAGGUACAUAUAUAUAUUGUGUAUACGUAUACAUGUGUAUAAAAAUAUAUAUAUAGAUAUAUAUAUAUAUAUAUAUUCUCUACUUUCGUAUCUGUAUAAAAAUGGCACGCCACUCGCAGGCGAAGAAAGAUCUCUUGUUAUAACGAAACCGAGCAGAGGACACGAGGAUUGCGUUUCGAAGAGAGAGAAAAAAAAGAUAUCCUUCGAGCCCGGACGUGCGCGCGCGUUCGUGAAAGUGUCUCUCGGUUUCGAGAGGCACGGUCAUCGGAGAGAGCAUAUUGGCAUAUACGCAAUUUUUCUGAAUGAACAAACGAAAUUUCCCUUAACGUAGCGUGUCGCACGGCCAGAUCGCGGAAUCGUCGCGAGUAAUAUCUCUCGAUGACGAUUCGAUGACGGAUCCCUCUUGCAAAUCUCCUCGGACGAUUUCUCAUGUGCCACUGUGAAUUCGCGCGCGUACACGGCCGGAUGCUGUUUGUUUUCAGGAGCUGUCGCCUUGAAAUCCUUAGGAGAAACGCAGGAAGAACGCAUACUGACAAAACUUAAAAACAGAAUAGAGAGAGAAAGAGUGAAAGUGAGGGAGUGAGAGAGAGAAAGAGAGAGAGAGUGUGAGCGAAGAAUAAGAGAAAGAGGUAGAGAUGCAAAGGUAGAAAAAAAAAAUAUACGAUAGAGACGACCGCAUUGUUAUCGCGAUGACGCUCGCGCAAUCCGAUCACCUCACUAUCUGUGAUCCGAGGCUCGCCUUUGAACGGCGGGUAAUACGAACUAAAAAUCGAUAUUAAGCUAUUAAGGUUACGUAAACGCGCUUCGUGUCUGGAGGCACUCGUGUUCUCUCGCGAACGGCUGAUCUCAUGCUAUCUUACCCAUAGUCCGGCACCAGCGUUUCGUCCGCGCGAAACCUCGCAUAUCCAUCUUGCGUCAGCGAGGCCUUCGAUAGAAAUCGGAGACAUCGAUGCGUGGCGUGACGCGAAAACGCGCGACAGGAUCCGUUCUCGCGACAUCUCCUUAACCUUUAGAGGGCCGCCGGGAUUUGAGAGGGCAUAUCCGCCUUAGUAAAGUGGUAAAAAAGGUAUCUUAUAUCAUGGAUUGACCAUACACUAAGUAUCGAUCAUGGGUAGCGCCAAUAUAUUGGCUUUCCGACCCUCUAAAGGUUAAGACGCCGUUUCUCCUCGUCGGGAAUUGACUGCUCGCCGUCGAACUGAUCAACGUUCAAUUCAGUGUUCAAUUCAUCGGGAGAACAACGCGUCGCGCGACGCACUUUUUUUUCCCGUCAGGCCAGCAUAAACUCGACCCACAUAUAUUCGCCGCACCGGCGAGCACUGAUUUCUCGUAUUUAUAAGCUUUUUACGGGCGAAACGUUCCCAAGAUCACCGCGACGAAAUGCCGUAAACGUUCAGCGGGAGAAGACGAUUUCGUUCUCCAAAGCGACGUUUUCGCCGAUUCGCUAUGACUGAGACUCGAGAACUCCACCAUAACACGAAUGCUUCCAGCCAUCGACGACAGUCUUUCCCCCUUACCCUUCCCCCUCUCAGCGAUCCAUUAAGAGCAAAAAAGAUAUAUUGCAGAACGGAAUGAUAUAUGUAGCAUUGAGAGAAAAAAAAACAGUGCGGAAACGAACGAGAAUGAGAGAGAAAGAAAGAAAGGACGAGAGAGCGAGCGAGAGAGAAAGAGAGAAACGAAGCAAUGGUCCUGCGACACAACACUAAUGUAUACGAUUUUUCAACACGAAAAAUAUAUAUUGUAGCUAUAUUAUAUAUAUAUAUAUAUUAUGUAUAUAUAUAUAUAUAUAUAUAUAUAUAUUAUAUAUAUAUAUAGAGGUAUAUAUAAAAGAGGAUAUAACUAGGCAACUAUACGAUUAAGUGCAUCAUUGUAACGACGAUGGUAAUUAGUACGACGAGGAUUAUUAUUAUUAUUUUAUUAGUUAUUAAUAUUAUUUCUAUUAUUAUUAUAUUAUUAGUACUAUUAUUAUUUUUAUUAUUACAAUUACUAUUAUUAUUGGCGGUUCUCGCAUUGUGAUAAUCGCACUGUAAUUGCAUCGUUAUGACGAUGAUAUAAGUAUCAUUGCUACACGUUAUUAAAGUUUAUUGCGUCAUCUCCAGAGACGUACUUCUCUUUUCCUUUCGGACACGUUCACACCUCGGUUGACUUUUUUCUCUGUUUAUCGUCCAUCGAUCGAUUAUUUGUAGUGAAUUGCGAACCGAUGAUUUCUUACCUAGCGCAUAGGUAAACGAGGAAGAAAAGGAUAUCCCACUUAUUGUAUAAACGAAGGCGAUGCGAAGGUGAGAAUUACGAGUAUCCUCCGAACGAUUAGGUGGUUAAACUCUGUUGUUAAAUAAUAUGUCGCGAGCGAAUCACUCGGCUAAAGAUCGGCUGACGAAUGCAAUUUUUUUAACACUUCAACGGUUUAUUAGCCCCAUCACGUUUGUAAUUCAAUCUCGACUCGAUCUCCGUUUUUACGUAGAUCUUUUUUAACUGAAGCGUUUCUCAAACGAUCCGAGUAAUUCCGAGCGUAGCGUAUGAUUCUCUUUGCGCAAUUUUGGGAGGGGAUUGUCAUUUUUCGCGUACAAGUAAUAGCGCGCAUACGACGAUACAAACGGAUUUGAUUUACGACGAUCGCGCAAAUAGAGUUGUAAUCAAGAAUCAACGACUGCUCGAAAAGCUCUUUCUCUCAGACGAUCCCCUGGGAGUCACUUGGUCCCAACGUCAUGCUAUCUUUAGCCGAAUCCUUCGCCGAUCGUGCGACCAGUACAAGUGCGUUCCGGCACAGCUAGUAUACGAGAAAAGCGCGCCCGAAGUUCGCUGUGAGCACGCCUUCGGGCGUCCCUUAUAGGCUCUACCGUAACAUUUAAUAAAUGAAACGAGGACAAAACGAAGAUGAAAAAAAAAUGAAAUACAGAUCGAUAAUACCGACGCGAUGUGCGAACGAGCGAAAGAGAGAAAGAAAGAGCGAGCGAGUGUGUGUGUGGGUGUGUGUGAGAAAGACAGAGUGAGAAUGAGAUGAGAAAGAUAUAACGUUUAACAUUUACGAAUACACACAUGCGGUAUAAGAUAUUAUUAUAUAUUUAUAUCCUUCACACUCUCUCUCCAGCCCUUCCGAUCUCCUCGUUCAUCCUUCCUUCUUCCCCCGCCGCCACCCUCGUCCUCAACCUCGAUCAUCCCGAUCUCUCCAACUUCCGUUUUAGACGAUAUUAGUAGAAGAAGGCAGGCAAAGUGGAAAUAAUAGUAAUAAUAAACUCGCCGGUGAUCGAGCCGUUCGCUCGACGCGUGCACGCUGAUUAAAGAAAAAAGAAGCAAAAAAAAAACGCUGAUUGUUAAACCGCAUUUACGUUUUUUCGCUCUCUCGGAAGUCUCAUCGGUGUCACGGCGUCGUUAAUUGUCGUCGCGAAAGCCCUUACCCCACUUUACCGUCGCCUACAACCCCGCGUCAUCUGCCCGUCGACCAAUUUUUCGCGAGCCACGGGGAAAAGUUCAAGAGAGACGAUGAGAUAUUUUUGGAAUUGAUUUCUUUCAACGUGCGUGCAACGCAGACGCCCGCGCGCGUCCUCGCGCUCUUUUCACGCCGCGGGGACGCGGCGCCGGCCUGGAGUCGCUCGUUGCCGAUAUUUCGAUACGAAGCACACACACACGUAUGAUCUCAGAAUAAUAAUAACGUCCGUGCGCGAGAGAGACGAUCGUCGACGUUGUGGCCCGAAAGACGACAGUAUACCACAGAAAUCAUUGUAUCGAUUCAAAUCAUUAUGAUAAACUUAAUAAAAGGAUCGAAAAAAAGAACCAA